This is a messenger RNA of Leptinotarsa decemlineata (Colorado potato beetle), 1099 nucleotides long. Its product is annotated as phenoloxidase-activating factor 2. The record is from RefSeq and is a predicted model, not a curated record. Gene Ontology annotation, biological process: proteolysis. NCBI's taxonomy places the organism in Eukaryota, Metazoa, Arthropoda, Insecta, Coleoptera, Chrysomelidae. Gene Ontology annotation, molecular function: serine-type endopeptidase activity.
CUCCGGAAGUUCAAAUAAUCAUUCUGAAGUCAACCCUGUAACCGAUUCUGAAAGAGAUCUCAAAGUUUGCUGCCCUAUAGAAUGUGGAAAAAGGAUAAUGAUCCCUAAAGGAGUAGUAGUUGACAGGACUCUUGAGAAACCUUUUGGGUACAGAAUAUUGGGAAACACAAAUACAGAGUUUGCUGAAUUUCCUUGGAUGCUGGGAAUACUUGAAGACAAAACAUACAGAUGUGGAGCAUCUCUGAUCCACCCUCAAGUCGCACUUACUGCAGCUCACUGCCUCUCCGGAAAUGGGCCUUUCACAAUUCGAGCAGGAGAGUGGAAUUGGAAGAGUAAAGAUGAACCUGUUCCACAUCAAAACCGGAAAGCGGAAAAGAUACUUAUACAUCCGAAUUUCCACCCCGCUUCUCUCCGAAACGAUAUCGCCCUCAUCGUACUAGAUGCGCCAUUCCAACUGAUGCAAAACGUAGGUUUGAUCUGCCUGCCUCGCCAAGGAACUGUCUUUGAACAAGGAAUUUGCAUCGCAGCCGGCUGGGGAAAGAACUCUCACAAAAAAGGGACCUAUCAACCAAUACUCCAAAAAGUGAGUCUACCAAUCGUUCCUCGGGAUAACUGCGUGAAAUCGCUUCGAACUACAGUUCUUGGGGCAUACUUCACUUUGCACCAAAGUUUCAUCUGUGCUGGGGGAGAGGAGGGUAGAGACACAUGUAAGGGAGAUGGAGGAAGUCCUCUAAUGUGUCCCGUAAAAGGAACAAGUGAUAAAUACCAACAGGUUGGGAUUGUGUCGUGGGGAUUCACUUGUGGACAAUCCAAUAUUGCAGGGGUCUAUGUUAAUUUGGCUUUAUUCAAGGACUGGAUUGAUUUCACUCUGUCUGCUCACGGUUUCAAUGGUGCUAUUGAGAGAUCUGGAAAGAGAUCGAAAAGGAUGAUGUUACUGAAUAGAACCAUGAGUAGUGUAUCUGUGUGAAAACAGUUGUAUAAUUAUUUGAGUUUCAACAUAACAACCAUUGGGUUGCAUGUGUAAGGUUAUGUGUUUGAUACUGAGUGCAUAGUUCGGCAGGACUUUAGUAUUUGGGAUAACGCCCACCAGGGGGAGUGG